Molecule: messenger RNA, 4334 nt
Organism: Xiphias gladius (swordfish)
Lineage: Eukaryota; Metazoa; Chordata; Actinopteri; Istiophoriformes; Xiphiidae
Exons: 17
Coding region: 660-2891 (743 amino acids)
Source: RefSeq, a predicted model, not a curated record
GUCGAUGAUGACCGUCGCCUUUAAAACCUUGAAGCCGAGUUAAGUGCUAUGACCUUUCUGCUCGACCAGACAGCAUGAAGCCCUCAAACGGCAGGAUUAGUUCAGUCUGUGUUUCUUCAGUGGUCGGCAGGCUGAUAAGAAAACGGUCGUUCUGAAUGACCGUGAAAACACGUGGCUGGCUUUUCUGUUCUCCUCCACUCUAGAGGACUCGUUUAAAGUCAAUUUACGGAGAGCUCCAGCGUAAACGGACGAAACACCACCAAUUACCUCCUCUGGACUUACCGCCCCUGCUCUUAUUGCCCCUGCUUCACUGCCAGCCAGGGGUGGAAUGAUGUCCAUUUACUCAAGUACUUUACCGAGGUGCAGCUUUCGGGAAUAGACAAGUGGGACGGCCUCGACGAGAGGAACAGCUAUGCCCCGUUCCUCUCUGGUAUUCACCUCCUCCCCUGGGCGCAGCCUCUGUUGUCACGAGAGAGUCGCACAGAUUCUCACACAAGCAAUAACAAGAAAGGUCAAUACCAGAAAAAACAAACAAACAAACAGAAACUGUUCAGAUCUGGCUCGUCCUGCCUGGUGAAAUCCAAGAGAACUGCCUCUCCCAUCUCUGACGGUGAAACUGACCGAACAAGCUUCUGCACGAAUAGAUUCUGUGAGACAUCAUGGAGGCAGGUGCAGUUUUCCCGCUGCUGUUCGCAUUACUGGGGACUGCGGCGGCUCUCAGCUUUUAUGGAGAUAGCAUCAGUUUCAUGCCUCCGCAGAAGAAGGAGGACGGGGCAUUUAGGGUGACCUUCCAUCAUAGACAGAAUGGCAGGAGCAGCUGUCAGGAUCAGCCGUCCUUGACAUGUGAGAGUGGGGUCUGCACGAGCUUUGAUACGUCAAGAGUCCGGCAAACGGAGCAGGAUGACACGGGCCGAGGCAGGUGGUGCCAGUCCGAAGGACACACAACAGCAGUCGUCUCGACGAAUAAAACCUCCUUUUCUCUGAGGGGCUCGGGCUGCUGCUGGGUGUCUAAUGUGGACGGAAAAACAAACUGGACCGCUCACGCGGAGCUGGACCUGGGAACCCGAUCUGACUCGCACGCCCUCAACAGCUGUCCUGUGACAACCACAGUGUCUUCUUUAAGGGUGCCUCAGAACUGUUUUACAAGGAUUCGACUUCUGGCCCGUGAUCCGGAUGGAGACGACGUGAGAUGCCGCUUCAGUUCAGACGCCCCAGUUCCCUCAAACUUUGCCGUGGACAAGGCCACGUGCACACUGACAAGUACUGGUCAGGUCGACCCUGGCGUCCGGGUGUUUGAGCUGAUGCUGGAGGACUUCCCCACCCAAGACAUCACUCUGACCUACGCCGAUGGAACAUCAGCAUUUCGGGAGGCCUUCGACGUGAACUCCCCACCUCUCUGCAAAGUCAAGCUCCAGUUCUCGGUGGAGAUCCUGCCUCCAAUACCGAGCUGUGAAGCUGGUCACGUGCAGCCCAUCUUCUUGUCUGAGACCCCUUCGCACGGUGAUGUUCUUCACGCCACUGUGGGUCAGACGUUCCAGCUUUAUGCCCAGGCACAGGCUCACCAUGCCAGCAUACGCGACUUCCAGGUCAGCGGCCCUCAGAACAUGAGCAAAGCGUUCAAAGACGAUGAGAAUGGGAAAGCUGAAGUCACUUUGAGCUGGACACCGCAGCCCAGCGAUCUGUACAGACUCGCCCCAGUCUGCUUCACCGCAGAGACAAACGCCACCCAGUCGGAGAUGAGGUGUGUCGUUGUCAUGGUGACACAAGCAUCAAUCAUUCAAGGCAAGGCCACUGUUGAAUGCUCACCCAACAAGAUGACGGUGGCCCUCAGCAGAGCUUCCAUGCCUGGCAUCGACGAGAACUACCUGACGCUGAGCGACCCGUCCUGCUCGCUCACCUCCAACAGCACUCACAUCAUGGGCAGCAUGUCAUUCAGCGCCUGUGGCACAGAAGUCGAGGAUAAAGGUGACUCUAUCGCUUUCAAGAACGAGAUCAACUCCUUCGAGCUGCCCGACGAGAUCAUAACCCGGAGGCGGACAGUUCAGAUCGGCUUCUCCUGCCAGUUUCCCAAAACCGUCAGCGUCUCCAGUUACUACAAUCUCCACAAGUCUGACUACAUUUUCACCGAGUCCAGCUUUGGCAGCUUCGGCUAUGCUUUUGAGAUAUUCAGAGACGGCAACUUCACGAGUAAGGUGGAGGCCAGCGCCUACCCAGUGGAGGUCAUGCUGUUGCAGAAGAUCUAUAUGGGCAUCCAAGCGGAAUCGGAGCUGCCAAAUGUGAAUCUGUUUGUCGAAUCUUGCAAAGCCACUCCUGAUGACAACCCUGAAAACACCCUCUCCUACGACCUCAUCAAGAACGGGUGUCUAGAAGAUGAGACGAUUCAAGUCCACCCAUCUAAUCACACUUCCUUCAACUUUGAGGUUCAAGCCUUCAGAUUUACCGGAAACUAUGAGCAGGUCUACAUCACCUGCUCCGUCAUCCUGUGCGAGUCUGGCAGUCCUUUUUCCAGAUGUGCCCAGGGCUGUCUGAAGAAUCCAUCCCGCAGACGCAGGCGUAGGCUGCACAGGGAGACGGCCGGGCACUACAUCUCCCAGGGUCCUUUGCGGUUUGUCGGAACGGCUGUUCCCAGUGCAGCCGUGGGUGAUAACGAUGUGAUGAAAAAGAGUGGCAAGCCUCCUGCAGUGAGUCCUCCACCAGUUUCUCCAGACACCAAGUCAAGCAGAGGAGGUUGGGAAAUGAGGCAGAUCCUCAGCAACAACAUCAGCACCGUGGUCUUUGCCAGUGCCUUCCUAGUGUCAGUGGUGUUGAUGGCUGUGGUUGUUCGUUACUUCCACAAGAAGAGAAGAGAAGAAGACCGCAGUGCUCUUAUAGUUUCAGGGUGGGAGAACUAAACCCAGCUAAUCUCAGUUUUACACACCAUUUUGUUUGUUUAUUAGAAGAUAGGUUCACAUUUUUUAAAAGCCUGUCUUACAAUACUCACAUGGCCACAAUAUGUACAUUCAUUCAUGAUUCCUCCGGUUCAUACAUUAAAACCCGUCACUCAAAAAACCCGCCAUUAAAAGAUCCCUCCCUAACAAGCUUGUCAAAACAGAAGGAGUAGGGGGACAAAAGCAACAGUCCUUGUUCUGUGUAAAAACCGGUACCUGAGGCUAAUGCCAGGCUUCAGCAGUCUGAGUUAGACAACUCAAGUGUCUUCCAAAGUUAUUGCCCUUUCAGCACAGAACUGACUCUGUGGACGGUUUUUCUUGCUGCAGGCGAGGGACCGUAGGACAAAGAGGGAAAGUGGCACUAACAAGACUUUAACCUUGGAAGAUACUCACUUGAUUUGACUACCUCAGGCUGAUGACGCUUCAGAUUGGCUUCAGUUAAACUUUGAGGUGCAUUUUGGCACCGUCGAGGACUGCAGAUGUGGAACCCCAUCUCUCCUACUGAAAGCAUGCUAUGAAGGGAUCUUAGAAUGGCCAGUGUGAACAGGAGGAAUGAUUACAGCAAAAUUAAAAAAAUGUAUAGUGUUCACACGAACACUUGACUGUUGUUUUAAGACAACUUUGAAAAAAUGUGAACCUACCCUUUAAAUGGUUUCUCUUUCGAGGUUCAUAAGAAUCUUUGUGAUGGGGCGUCCUAGGGUGGUGGUAGGUUGGUCUAAGAUGCCUAAUGCGUGAUAGCACUCCUGGAUUGGUUCUGGCAAGGGUCACAUGUAGUCGUCAUUUCUGUCUCUCUAUACUAUAUUGCUGUCAAAGGCACAAGCCAUAAAAAGGAUCUUAAAAAUCAAUCUUAAGAUAAGGUACAUUGAUAGCGCAUUGCACCAUACACAGGAAGAACUAAUGAAGGUUUCUCUGAAAAUUAUUUUGGUUUCUGUUUGUUCUGUUCUUAUUCAUCUGCAGCUCAGAGUUCACUUAACCAGUUUCAGACCAGUUCUGGUUGUGGGCGAGCGAACAAAAUUGCACUCUGGCUGGUUUUGCAGAAUUUUUUCCUUGCCGCAGCCCUUAUCGUGUCAACUUUUUGUAGAUACAUUCCCAGCUAAUGUCAUGUUGAAAGGUUGUUAGGUACUUUACAGUAAUAUUAGUAAAUUGGUAUUUUUGUAUUUGGCUUUGUUAAGGGCCCAUUUAUAAUUAACUUUAGACCAUUAACUUUAUAAACCACAGGUGUAUUCAUAGAUAUAUUUGAAGAGUUGGACUUAUGGAUGAAAAAUGGGGAUGUUGCGGCAUUCUCUGGAAAUAUUACAUAUUACUGAUUUUAUUUAUAAUAUUACUGAUGUAUUUAUAAUGAUCGGUGAAAUAAACAAAGAUGUAGAGUUAGUCCAUCUAAUGAAAGACAUGUCAAACUAUUUUGGU